AUGUCAGACUUGGAAGCUAUAAAGGCCCAGAUCCAGAACCAUCUCGUCGAUUCCGGCAACUACGACGUAAUUUCAAAACAGCUCAAGCUUAAACUCUACGAGUGCGGCUGGUUCGACCAAAUCACACAGGUGGCCACCAAUGAGUUGAAGAGUGCAGGCGGGAACGUCAACUUCGACAUGUUGUUGAAGUCGCUCAAGCCUCGCGCCGAGGAGUUGGUUCCUUCCGAGGUCAAGGAGGAGAUUCUACAGAAGAUUCGUGCCUAUCUAGACGAUACGAUCCAGUAG
Molecule: messenger RNA, 285 nt
Organism: Australozyma saopauloensis
Lineage: Eukaryota; Fungi; Ascomycota; Pichiomycetes; Serinales; Metschnikowiaceae
Exons: 1
Coding region: 1-285 (94 amino acids)
Biological process (GO): positive regulation of DNA-templated transcription; regulation of transcription by RNA polymerase II; poly(A)+ mRNA export from nucleus
Cellular component (GO): nuclear pore; SAGA complex; DUBm complex
Molecular function (GO): chromatin binding; transcription coactivator activity
Source: RefSeq, a predicted model, not a curated record